AUGGUGCAAACAGCUCAGGGACGACGCUUUCCGCUGAGAAUAGCAGGAGGUGCCGUUGGAAGGUCUCCUGUAGGUGGCGCCAGCCGCUGCGAGGUCAUGAACGCCAAGGCCGCUUUGUGUCUGGAUGCCGGCGCGGCCUUGGCUCAGGCAGUGAUCCCACGAAAGGGUUUCAGAGGCCACCCUUGGAAGCAGAGCUUUCGGUUGCCUAGGCUGCAUCCCGGCUGCGAGCAUCCCGGGACUUGCAACCUGCGCGUGGGUGGCGGUGGUCGCGCUCCGCGGGGCUCGGCGGCUUGGCCUCCCGUGCACAUGGCGCGUCCAGGGCUCCGCAGAGGCCCGGGGGCGGCGGCCCUGACUGCGCUGGCGACGGUGCUGAGCGCCGCGGUGGCUGCGCCUUUGGCCAGGGACACCCGACCAUGUUUCCUGGAACAGCUGAAGGCUGAGUGUCAUUUCUCCAAUGGGACGGAGCGUGUGUGGACUGUGACCAGGUUCAUCUACAACCAGGAGGAGUUUGCUCACUUUGACAGUGACAUUGGGAAUUUCCAGGCAGUGACCGAGCUCGGACGGCCCAUCGCUGAAGACCUGAACAGACAGAAGGAUGUCCUGGACAGUUAUCGGGCCUCAGUGGACAGGUGCAGAAAUAACUACCAACUUGUUGACAUCUUAAUGUUAAAGAUGACAGUGCAGCCCAGGGUGACAGUGCACCCUGCCAAGACCCAGCCCGCGCAGCACCACAACCUGCUGGUCUGCUCCGUGGACGGGUUCUACCCCGGCGCCAUUGAAGUCAGCUGGUUCCUGAACGGCCACGAGGAGACGGCCGGGGUGGUGUCCACAGGCCUGAUCCGGAACGGAGACUGGACCUUCCAGACGCUGGUGAUGCUGGAGACGGUGCCUCAGAGAGGAGAGGUCUACACCUGCCGGGUGCAGCACCCGAGCCUGCCGAACCCCGUCUCUGUGGAGUGGAGGGCGCAGUCGGGGUCUGCACAGAGCAAGAUGCUGAGUGGAGUCGGGGGCAUCGUGCUGGGCCUGCUCUUCCUCGGGGCGGGGCUCUUCAUCCACUGCAGGAGCCCAAAAGGACAUCCUGGAGUUCCGCCCACAGGACUCCUGAGCUGAAGGUGACGACGCUGAAGGAAGGACUCUGACCUGGACGUCCACGCCAUGGAAGCCCUUCCUGCUGGGCCGUUCUUCCACUGGGACAGCGCCUUCCCGUGCCUGGCUCCCUCCUGGCUCUGGCCUCACCGACGCUGGGCUCCUGGAGGACGCUCAGCCCCAACCUCAACCUGGAAGCCGCAGUGCAGACGCAGCCCCUUCUCGUCAAUGUGACCGGGUCCCUUUCUAGGCGACCCUUACUGUCCAUGGUUCAUUUGAACCCGCCUGUGCCGCAGUGCUUACAUUUCCUCAAGUAAACAUGAAGUCACCUACCUUUU
This is a messenger RNA of Jaculus jaculus (lesser Egyptian jerboa), 1424 nucleotides long. Its product is annotated as H-2 class II histocompatibility antigen, E-S beta chain-like. The transcript has 8 exons. Bases 1 to 1110 code for a protein of 369 amino acids. The record is from RefSeq and is a predicted model, not a curated record. Gene Ontology annotation, biological process: immunoglobulin production involved in immunoglobulin-mediated immune response; positive regulation of T cell activation; immune response. Gene Ontology annotation, cellular component: late endosome membrane; MHC class II protein complex; lysosomal membrane. Gene Ontology annotation, molecular function: MHC class II protein complex binding. Lineage: Eukaryota; Metazoa; Chordata; Mammalia; Rodentia; Dipodidae.